UGAAAAAUGCUGAUCUUAAUUAUAUGCGAUAGGUUGGUUGGUUGAAUAAACACCGUAAAUUCGAGCGAAAAUAUUCAAUUCAAAUAGUUCUGUUUAUUUACUGAAUGGUUUAUAAAAUGCUGAAGUUAGAUGAAACAAACCCAAUUGAUGGCUUAGACAGUGUUUCCGAAAGUGUUUCAUCCAGCUUAGGUAGAUUUUUGACUUCAAUUUUGAAAAUCAGUUACCAAUACAUACUCUGUCGAGUCAAUAAAUGAUGCCUUAAUAUUGCUUACCAGAGAGCCACUUUUUUCAGACCUAUUCAGUAAAAGUGAACAGAAAUGGUUCGAAAAUUUUAAAAAUUUAUCAGAUCUAUCUAAAUCGUCGAUAGUUCGCCUAUAUGGUCGAUCCCAAAAGAUUUUUCGAAAAUCAGAUCUUAUAAAAAUUAUUCAAAACGACAUCGAUCAAUGCUUAAAUGAGUUGAGCUGUUUGGGCUUUCUUUGUACAGGUCUAGUCGAAACUGAAUUUAAAAAUCCCUGAUUAUUGCAUAAUAUUUUAGAUAUGCAAUCGUUAUCAAGUGAAAUGUUGAUGCAUGAGCUCAACCGUCAGGAGCUAGACCAGUUAGCUGGAAUGUAUAACAUUAAAAAUUUUAAAAGUUUAACAAUGAUUCAAUUGAAAGAUGCUUUGUUAAAAACGUCAUCUGUUUCACCUAUGGCAUCAUUUUUCAAGGUCCCUAUUCAGAGUAAAGAUAGAUUUAAAGGAUUAAUAACCCGAAUUCUCGAUGGGUGCUGGCAUGUGGAUGAGACAUAUACACAGUUAAUAACUCAAUUACUUUGGCUAACAUCUAUUGGUUCCGACUCAGCAUAUAACAGACCGAAUAAACUACAGUCGAUUGAAGCUAUAUUAAAGACUGAGCUAUACACAAUGCAACUGGUUCGUCGGGGUGAACUUAUCUUUCCAUCCUACAUAGUCAGUCGUAAAUCUACUCUCUAUCACACAAGUGACGAGUGUCGAAAAUUUCUAGAACUCAUGGGUUUGGAAAUCCGAUUAGAAUAUUUAAUUAGUCAGAAAUCAUAUGAUCUUGCUUUACAGUUGUGUUUGGAUAACAAAACUAAGUUAAUCGACGAAGUUACAAACCUUUCACUUCGUCGCAUUGAUCUGCCUCAAUUUCUACGACGUUUCACUUCACCAUAUCGUGCAUUUCGUUCAUUACUACUAAUGAUCGAUAUAUAUGAACGUCAGAGAAAUUAUAAUGAAGCCAUCAAAUUAAUUGAAACAUUAUUGUCAUUAACUUUUGUAUCAGAUAUUGAUGAUCAAUUUUUAAAUAUCAAGCUAACUGGUUGUGUUCUAGAUCAACUUGGUCCUUGUCGUUUAGGUUAUCUAUUAAAUCGUUAUAUCAUCAAUCAAGGCACACAUAAGAAACAACCAAUUAAAGCAUUGAAGUAUGUGGUUAAUUACUUUAAAACAUACAAUGAAUGUCAGUGUCUUAGAGCUGGUCGUCGUUUAAUGAUUCAUGAACAAUUGGUCAAAUUGUUCGAUGGUGUGAACAAAGAAAAAACUAAUCGCUCUAGAUUACAAAAUGAUCAUAUUGCUACUCCUAUUAAUAAUAACAGACCACUUAAUGGUGAUGAUGGCAACGAUCAUAAUGUUUCUGAUCAUAAUGAAGUGGAAAAUACCAUCAGUCAAGUAAAACGUAGAAGAAUUCAGAAUAGUAAGAAUCGCAAUGAUUGUACUGCAGGAGUUUAUCAUGUGAAUGAAAUUUCUAUGGACAGUGAAACACAAGAAUUAUUCACGAUGGUACCUUCGCUUGUGAUUGAUAUUAAACAACCACCUAAAGUUAAAAUUACUGCUCCUGUUAAUGCAUCAGCUAAAGAAAUUGGAACGCAUCGUCCACACUAUGUGUGGUUUGAAAAUAAUUCACCGGAUAAACUUCAACAACAGCAAUCACCUCAGGGAUCCAAUACUUUGUUACUUACAGUUGAAGAAUGGACUGUACGCUACUAUACGGCUAAUAAACAUUUUGAACAUGGUAUACAUUGUGAAUCACAAAUAUACCAUCUUUUAUUCUGCAUACUAUUUUAUGAUAUUUUAUUUGAAACAUCACCCUCUCCACCGGAUGUCUUCUAUUCAUAUCGUCAGUCAGCGCCAUUAGAUUUAUUUACAGAUGAAUUUUAUCAAUCGAGAAAAGAUUUAGUCGAUGCUAGAUUGCAAUGGCUAUUGACAGUUGACCAAUCAGAUGAUCACUCCAAUUCUUUAGCAAGUCGUAUUCAUACUUAUUGGGAUAUGCAUAAUGGUGAGCGUUGUUUAUGGGUUAAUUGGGAUUUAUUGAAAAAUUCACAGGAGCUUAUAGACAUAUUUUGGUGUCUUGGACCCCGUGUUGUUCAUGAUGUUUGUCAUAAAUUAGCUACAGAUUACAGAAGUUGGAGGUCAGGUCUUCCUGAUCUUUUAUUAUGGAAUCCUACAGAAACGCGAGCUAAGAUUGUUGAAGUUAAAGGUCCCGGUGAUCAUUUAUCCACUCAGCAAAUAAUGUGGCUUGAUGUACUUGUCCAAGCUGGUGCUGAUGUAGAAAUCUGUUUAAUAUCAGCUGAACCACUAAAAUCGCUUCAUUCAAAAUUCAGCCAUUGACAUCUACAAAGAAAAAAUUUAAUUAACUUUUUAUGUACAGUAUAGAAAUCAGUAUACAAUCGAAAUAAAUUUCACAUUAUUGCAUUUUCUUAUCCAUGUACACUAUGAUGCCUCAUUAUUUUUAAAUCUCAGUAUUAAAUACUUUUAAAAAUU
Messenger RNA from Schistosoma turkestanicum, 2754 nucleotides. The record is from the annotation of a GenBank genome assembly. Lineage: Eukaryota; Metazoa; Platyhelminthes; Trematoda; Strigeidida; Schistosomatidae.